GUCGCGGGGCUGGUAGCUGGGCUAGCCGCCGAGCGGCCGCUAGUUUAAACUUAAACGAUCGCUCCCCGAGGAGGAGGGGACCCGCCGCGCGAUUGACAGUAUAUUCCUGCAGGCGCCGUCCCUCGGCCCCCACCCCACGGCCGGAUUCCCGUGGCUCUGCUCAGGGCUGAAACCGGAGAAGAAAUCCUUAGAUCUCUUUUCUUUACAACAAAUACGAACCUAGAAACCAUCGGCGUUUUGCCUUGGCGUUUCAUAUUGGAAAGAUGAAGAAGUUUUUCGACUCCAGGCGGGAGCAGGGGAGCUCUGGCCUGGGUUCAGGCUCCAGCGGAGGAGGGGGCAGCAGCUCAGGCCUGGGCAGUGGCUACAUCGGAAGGGUCUUCGGCAUCGGGAGGCAGCAGGUCACCGUGGACGAGGUGUUGGCGGAAGGUGGAUUUGCUCUUGUCUUUCUGGUGAGAACAAGCAAUGGGGUGAAAUGUGCCUUGAAACGUAUGUUUGUCAACAAUGAGCAUGACCUCCAGGUGUGCAAGAGGGAGAUCCAGAUCAUGAGGGACCUAUCAGGGCACAAGAACAUUGUGGGCUACAUUGAUUCUAGUAUCAACAAUGUGAGCAGUGGCGACGUAUGGGAAGUUCUCAUUCUCAUGGACUUCUGCAGAGGGGGCCAGGUGGUAAACCUGAUGAACCAGCGACUCCAGACAGGCUUUACAGAGAAUGAAGUGCUACAGAUAUUCUGUGAUACCUGUGAGGCUGUGGCCCGCCUGCAUCAAUGCAAAACUCCUAUUAUCCACCGGGACCUGAAGGUUGAAAAUAUCCUCUUGCAUGACCGAGGCCACUAUGUCUUGUGUGACUUUGGAAGUGCCACCAACAAAUUCCAGAAUCCACAGGCCGAGGGAGUCAAUGCAGUAGAAGAUGAGAUUAAGAAAUACACAACGCUCUCCUAUCGAGCCCCAGAAAUGGUCAACUUGUACAGUGGCAAAAUCAUCACUACGAAGGCAGAUAUUUGGGCUCUUGGCUGUUUGUUAUAUAAAUUAUGCUAUUUCACUUUGCCAUUUGGGGAGAGCCAGGUGGCAAUUUGUGAUGGGAGCUUCACAAUUCCUGAUAACUCACGAUAUUCACAAGAUAUGCACUGCCUUAUUAGGUAUAUGUUGGAACCAGACCCUGACAAAAGGCCGGAUAUUUACCAGGUUUCUUACUUCUCAUUUAAACUACUCAAGAAAGAAUGCCCAGUUCCAAAUGUACAGAACUCUCCCAUUCCUGCAAAGCUUCCUGAACCAGUGAAAGCCAGUGAGGCAGCUGUAAAAAAGACCCAGCCAAAGGCCAGACUGACAGAUCCCAUUCCCACCACAGAGACUUCAAUUGCACCCCGCCAGAGGCCUAAAGCUGGGCAGACUCAGCCAAACCCAGGAAUCCUUCCCAUUCAGCCAGCCCUGACUCCUCGAAAGAGGGCCACUGUUCAGCCCCUACCUCAGGCUGCAGGACCCAGCAAUCCGCCUGGACUUCUAGCCAGUGUUUCCCAACCUAAAGCCCAAGCCACACCCAGUCAACCUCUUCAGUCAUCUCAACCCAAGCAGCCACAAGCUCCAGCCACCCCACAGCAGACACCGGCUACCCAGACCCAAGGUCUGCCCAACCAGGCCCAGGCCACUCCCCAGCACCAGCAGCAGCUCCUCCUCAAGCAACAGCAGCAACAGCAGCAACAGCCACAGCAGCCUACAGCACCACCACAGCCAGCAGGCACCUUUUACCAGCAGCAGCAGCAGCAGCAACAGCAACAGCAGCAGCAGGCUCAGACUCAGCAGUUUCAGGCAGUACACCCAGCAGCCCAGCAACCAGUCACUGCUCAGUUCCCUGUGGUGUCCCAGGGAGGCUCUCAGCAACAACUGAUGCAGAACUUCUACCAGCAGCAGCAACAACAGCAGCAGCAGCAACAGCUGAUGGCUCAGCAGGCUGCCCUACAGCAGAAGACUGCUGUGGUAGUCCCACAGCCUCAGGCACAGCCAGCCUCAGCCCCACAGGCAGCCGCUGCCCAGGAGCCUGCGCAGAUUCAAGCCUCAGCGAGACAACAGCCAAAAGUUCAGACAACUCCACCUCCAACCAUCCAGGGACAGAAAGUUGGAUCUCUCACUCCUCCAUCUUCCCCCAAAACCCAACGUGCUGGGCACAGAAGGAUUCUCAGUGAUGUAACCCACAGUGCAGUCUUUGGGGUUCCUGCCAGCAAAUCAACCCAGCUGCUUCAGGCAGCUGCAGCUGAGGCCAGUCUCAAUAAAUCUAAGUCUGCAACCACCACUCCCUCAGGCUCUCCACGGACUUCACAGCAGAAUGUCUCUAAUGCUUCAGAAGGCUCCACAUGGAAUCCUUUUGAUGACGACAACUUCUCCAAACUCACAGCUGAAGAGCUGCUGAACAAGGACUUUGCCAAGCUUGGGGAAGGUGAGCAAGCUGAGUCUUCUGUGCUUCAUAGUUGUCAGUCAGCAGAGGAUAAACUGGAAUAUGUCUGUGUCUUAGCUGUAGAGGG
Molecule: messenger RNA, 2512 nt
Organism: Grammomys surdaster
Lineage: Eukaryota; Metazoa; Chordata; Mammalia; Rodentia; Muridae
Gene: Aak1
Product: AP2 associated kinase 1
Exons: 15
Biological process (GO): protein phosphorylation
Molecular function (GO): protein kinase activity; ATP binding
Source: RefSeq, a predicted model, not a curated record